Molecule: messenger RNA, 3553 nt
Organism: Lingula anatina
Lineage: Eukaryota; Metazoa; Brachiopoda; Lingulata; Lingulida; Lingulidae
Molecular function (GO): protein binding
Source: RefSeq, a predicted model, not a curated record
GAUCGAGGUCGCUUCAACAAAAAAAAAUCAUGGCUGUCUACGGUCAGAGGUUGCGGGACUUCCUUGAAUAUAUUGCUUAGUUUUGAAUAUGGGAUAAUUGUGACUUCAGUGUAAGAGCGAUUUUCAAUGGGUGUGAUUACAAGCGCGAAGACGUCCUGACUGGUUCUGUGGGAGAUUCGUGUCAACCAAGUCAUGUAAUGCUGUCACGCUGCUCAAACGAACCUCUGGGAAGUUGUCACUAAAGACGUGGAGCUCUGAAAUUGCCUAUGAAGUGAUAUAUAUGCGUAUGCCAGAAGGAGGAGCUUCAAAAUUUUGUACAACAACAUGACUGCACUUGCCAUUUUUAUUUGCCGACCAAAUUCACAUCCAUUCCAAGAACGCCAUGUUCCCCUCACUGAGCCUGUGAAGAUAGGGAGGGCCGUGGCCCGGGCAAGACCUGCCACCAAUAAUGCCAUAUUUGACUGCAAGGUGCUAUCCAGGAACCAUGCACUGGUGUGGUAUGAGGGUGGAAAGUUUUACCUCCAAGACACCCGUAGCAGCAAUGGCACCUUUGUCAACAGUCAACGCCUCAGUAAAGGAUCAGAGGAGAGCGUCCCCUGGGAGAUCAGUUCAGGGGAUAUUAUACAGUUUGGAGUGGAUGUCAUGGAAAACUCCAGAAGAGUUACUCAUGGUUGUAUAAUCACCUGUGUCACAUUGUUCCAUCCAGAUGGGACUGAAGCCAAGGCAGACUCCUCACUCCCCACCUCAGGGACUAGCUUAGGCAGCCAAGUUCAUUCUCAGGAGCUUUAUCAACUGUCGCAGUAUCUACAGGAAGCACUGCAUCGAGAACAGAUGUUGGAGAACAAGCUGGCCACACUCCAGAGGCUGGUCUCCAGUACACAAGAGGCCUCCGAGUCUGGAUGGCAGGCCCUAAUAGAUGAAGAUAGGUUGCUGUCCAGGUUAGAGUGCUUAGAAAACCAACUUCAUAUUUAUGGCAAGAACCACACAGAAGAGUCUUUGCGCCAGGAGUUGGUGGCACUGCAGGAAGAUAAGAGCGUCUACGAAACCACCGCUAAGGAAUCUCUUAGGAAAGUAUUGGAAGAAAAACUUGAAGCUGUGCGAAAGCUGUCAGAUUUAGAGCGAUCAUAUAGCAAUACAGAAGAUGAGUGUAGCCACCUCCGGCAGUUGUGUGAGGGAGCUCAGACAGAGCUACAGGAGCUGGCAGAGAAACAUGAGACCCAGCUCAAGGCUGUAGCUGAAGCCGAGCAAAAAUUACAGGAGGCUGAGCUUACGCACAGUGAAGAGUUAGAAAAAGUUAGACAAGAAAAGACAGACCUGGAAGGCAAACUUGAGGACAUGAUCAACCAAGAAAAUACUCUGUCUGCCAAAGUGGAGUCAUUACAGGCAGAUAAUGAUUUCACAAAAGAGCAACUGACUGCCAUGAAAGCUCGCCUAGAGUCCCUUAAAGAGCAGAGCUCAGGGAUAGACAAGGAAACUGACUCACAGAGUGUACAGGUGGACAUCAUAUCUAUAGACAAGUUAGACAACGAAAGUCAGGAGAACAGUAAAGAACUGGAAGACCUGAAAACCUCUGCUGCUACAGUUACUGUUACUGCUGGUGUGAAUGUUGUGGAUACUGAUAGUAGUGAUAACAGUGACAACUCUGAGUCAGAGACAAACGGGGAUUUUAAUAAGGAUGAUGUCACAGACGGUGACAGUGCCGAGGUGGCUUUUGUAAAAGGUAAAUUAAGAGAAACACAAGAACAGAUAGAGAAUUACAAAAAACGAUUAGAAGAUUCUGAGAAUCGGUUACAGGAAAGUAAAGAAAAAGUGGAUCAGUUGCAGAACCAGCUUGAGCAGGCUCAGUUUGAAGUGGUUCAGUAUGUGUCCAAGGUGGCUUCACUGGAAGACAAACUCAGGCAGUCAGAUAUUCAAAUGAACCAAAUUAUGGAAAAUACUGUGGAUGAUUUAAAGUUUCAACUAGAAGAAUCACGGAAACAAGAGGAGCAAAGCAAAGAGCUCUCUAGUCAACUUCAAGAACACAUAGAAGAACUUGAAGCAGAACUAGAGGAAUUAAAGAGUUACAGACAUGAACAUCAAGACCAGGUAAUGAAAUUACAAGCAGAACUAGCUGAGUUGCGAUUGCUGAAACACGAGCAUGACCUCCUGAUGGAGUCACGACAGGACGCAUCUGAUGUUGAUGCCCAGAAUGACUCCGACUCUGACAGCGGUAGUAUAGGGGCCAUUUUGGAGGCUGGGGGAACGCUAACCCCCAACCACAAGGUGAACCAUGUGCACCAAGAGAGGGCCAAGACACCCGAGGAAUAUGAGAGAGAGAUCGAAAAACUACAAGAGGACCACAGUGACACACAGGUGUCCCUGGACAGUGUUAGCUGUAAAGUCGUCCUACUUAAAGAACUGCUGAGUGAAGCUAGAGAUGCUCAGAAGAAAAGCAACCAGGAAGUAGACAGAUUAAAACGUGAGCUGGAAGCUGCACAAUCAGAGGGCAAGAAGUCCAAGGAGGAGGCUGCUGGUCUGAGGUCACAGCUGCAGGAGAUGAAACAGACAGCCAAGACCAGUGAAGACAGAGUGGCAGACCUCCAGGAUAAAUUCAAUGAAGCAGAGGCAGCAUUAAAGGAAGUGAAUAUCCAAAUCCUGGCACUAAGAGACCAGCUCAUAGAGGAGCAGGGCCACACCAGGAGUAUACACGAGGAGGCUGAGGGCUUGAAAAAGCAAUUGCUUGCAGCACAGCAGGCAGCCAAACAGAGUCACAAUGAAGCAGAACAGCUUAAGGGCAAAGUUUCUGAACUUGAGGGAGAACUAGAAUGUUCCAGAUCCCUGCUGGAUGAUAUUAAGGGGAAAGAUAAGGAGACAGUCAAUGAAAAAUUGGCUUCCAAAAAUAGAGCAGAAUUUGCCAGCCUUAAGGAAGAAUGUGCCAACCUUAGGAGAAGAAUCCAAGUUAUAGAAGGGGAUAUGAAAGUUACGAGGAAGGAGAAUGCCCAGAUCUCUCAAGACUACUCCAAACUCCAGGAACAGUACAAGGAGUUAGAAGCCAUGAAGGAUAAGCUGGAGAAUAAGGAGAUUACGUGGAAACUAAAUCUUACUGAUGCGCAAAAGGAAGCUGAACAGACUAAGUUGGAGUUAACUGAAGCCAACAAGGAGAUUGCACAGCUCAAAGAGAGGUGUGCCCAGUUCAGUGAGGAGAUAUCCCAGCUGAAGGAGGAGCUAGUGGACAUGACGGAGGAGUAUCAGCUGCUGGCCGACAGAAGCAAAAUGUUAUCUGUCUGCUCCAUGGUUCCCCUUCUAAUGCUCCUGUUUGCCAUCUUGGUAUCACUGUAUCCAACCCUAGCAGAAAUCACAGCCACCACCUCCUGAUGAUGCCAACUCUAGGAUAGAUGGCACUGUACUCAACACAAGCUUGAAAAUUUCUCUGGCUCCUUUUCUCCAUCAUUACGGCACUGCAACCAGUGUUUGUGGGGUGACAGUCAUCAAUAAGCAGUAUUUUUUCACAAGACUUUCAGUAUGGGUGAUGUUGAAUUCAGAACAAGGUAUUUUGUUUCACAGAAUGCUGAAU